CAUGUGUGAUUCAAUGGAUGUUUUGUUUGUUCUGCAAGAUUCUGUCGUGGCAAGAGAAAAAAAAAAAUACAACUGAUAGGGGGGAUUAUCGUACCGUGUACCGCCGAGCUCCUCCAACUCGUCCCUGAAGUGGGAUGAUUUUUACUUGGCCCAAGCUCCAAAUCCCUAGCUGUUUAGGUACCCUCUUGUUCUAGCCUUACCUGUUUGUGCCCCUGACUUGGCGGGUGACUAGACUGGAUUAGCGAUAUGAGUGACAUGAUCGCUUAGGCGGAGUACCUCCCGAUAGCGUUCAAGGUAGCAACGCUAAGGCGCUAAGGUCACUAAGAGGCUACAGAUAACAGCUAAUGAUAACCGCCGACGUCAAUUUUACUACGUGAUUGUGUACCUAGACACUGUAACUAAACUUUUGAGCUUUACCUUCAGCCUUGACGAUUUUUAAACCUUCAAUCCGAUCUACACAAUCAUAUUAAUACUAUACGGACGAAUACAAAUACGCGAAUUCCUAUAAUCAAUACAUGAUUAUUGAAUAUAUUACAAAUUGAAUCAUUUCCCCACGUCGAUGCGCCGAUUCAAUCUUAUUCUUCAACACCAAAAUACAACAAGAUGGAGAUGGACGUAGAUAUGAUCACGUCGGAUGGUGGCUUGUUCCGGGAGGAACCAGUACAUAACCAUACAUCGUCGAAAGAGGAGUGGUCGAAAUUCGUGGCACGAUGUAUUUCAUCUCGACUUGACACCGACACUUUCGAAUCCUACGUUUCGCUUCUCUACUCUAAACAUCCAUUACCCCCCGCGAUCAUCGCCGACGUUUGCCUGAAGCCGCAACUAGAGAACCACGAAAGCCUCGAUCCGCGUGUGCCGCGAUACAUACAAGUCCUUGCCCAGCGCGGAUUAAUCGACACUUCUUCCCUACUCAAGGCCUUGUAUAAAUACUCUACAUCACAAACCCAAGCUCGAAAAACCGGCAGUUUCCCACAUGGUGAAGCGGAGGAUAAAGUACCGUUACGAUGGGGGAGCUCGUAUGCGUCCGAGGAAGUAAUAUUCUACCGCAUCACCAAAGCCGUCGCUUUGGGAACUGGUAUACGGAAUGCGAGCGAUGCAUUGGAAGUUUGUAAACUGAUGGCUCAGUGGAUGACAUUGUUUACGAGUGCAUCGGCGGCGUUUGCGCAGGAAGCUAUGGGCCAACUACCUAAUAUGCAUCUGGCGAACCCGCAGUCUAGGGAUGAAAUGGAGGCAGCUCGAGCGGCGUUUAUUAUGCUGCUCUUGAGUAUAUGUGAGAAUCAGAUGGUUCUGAAUGCGCUUAGUCGUCCUUUUGCUAAGAGCGCUAGGAGAGCUCUGUAUGCAAGUUUAGCUACUUUCGUCCCCUCGAUUCUUCAGAAUGCGUCCCAGAUCGCGAGUCGACUUGAGCUGUUCCGUACCGAGACGCUUGCGUCAUUCGAGCCCGCGGAUAAGAAUACGGAGUCCUCGCAGACUAUGAUGGAUGAUAUUGAGUCGACUAUGGCGCUUGAUAAUUUCGUUGUGCCUGAGUUGCCGAAUGUUAAUUCGAGGGCGGGCUUGUAUAUCUAUCUCAAUGCCGCUCUCGUUGGUCGACCGUUGAUUGAUGAUGCUGCGUUGUUCAGCUACUUGCAUAACAGAUAUCAGGGUGAUAUUCAAUCAACCACGAUUGACCUGAUAUUGGCCUCAUUCGAUGUACUCGCAAAUGCAGUAUUCCGCAAUGAAGGCCAACAAGCAAGCUACUUACUCCGAUCUUACUUAAUUAACAAGCUACCCUUACUUCUCGCAACUCUAGCGACAUCCAUGUAUCCUCCUUUAUCAGCUCAGUUUUGCAUUACUGAAGCACUGAGCCAGGUCGAUACUAACGCGUUUCCGACGUUAUCUGCCAUGUUCGAUGAUACACAUAAUAGUAACACUUUCACAGACAGUGUCCGCCAGGAUUUCUGUUUUGCGUGCUGUCUCCAUGGGUUGAUACCCGAGUCAAGCAUAGAGGGCUUACUUGGCGAAAUCACUUACCAAACUCUACCCCAAGCGGGUCGAUACGUUAAAGAACAAUUAGUCGAAGAGUGUAUGGGUGAUCCCGAAAGGAUCACACGACUAAUUGGAGAAAUGGAUAACAUGGACGGUAAUGUCGGAGCCGUUUGUGAAGCUCUGGCAAUGGUGAUUGGUCGCCUUUGCAAUAAUAAGGAAACGAUGACUUUGAAGCUUCUAUGUAGCCAGCUUGCUAAGAAACCGUUAUCGCUGGAUGUAAUGCUUCUCUUCGACAAGCCGAUCACCAUAUUGCAUCCGCUAUGUGUAUUGCUUGACAGUUGGCGAUACGAAGAAGACCAGGGUGAGUAUCAACCCGUUUACGAGGAAUUCGGAUCCGUACUUCUUCUAGUUCUAGCAUUCAUCUACCGCUAUAACCUUUCUCCCGCGGAUCUUGGCAUUCGUCCAGAUUCGUUCGUGGCCAAAUUAUUGGGUGUUGGAAAACUCAACAAGCCACAAGAGGAUUUGACGGAACAAGAAAACCAGCAUCUUAGCGGGUGGAUCCAUGGACUUUUUGAUACCGAGUCCGGUGGAUUGGCGGACGAAUUGCUAUCUUCAUGCCACCCGCAAGAUUUCUAUCUGCUUGUUCCUACGCUAUUUCACCAGAUAGUGCUGGCAUUUACGACCGGUUAUAUUGAUGAAGAGUCUCUUAAGAUGGGAGUUGAAUACCUCGUCAAUACCUUUUUACUUCCAGCUCUCGUGCCAGCUAUGAUAUACAUGUCUAAUCAACUCUGGAUAGAACUAACGCACGAUAAGGAACAUAAAGCAGUCCUCAGGAUUCUCCAAUUGAUUCUCCUAACUAAACAAGGGUCUACUGAAUCCCAGGCAAUGUUAUCUGCCGUUGUGAAUAUAAUCGCAACACCGUUAGAAUAUGGCCUAAGGUCAUUUCAACGAUUCGACCCUAAGAGUCCUGUGAUUGAUCCCCUACUUAAGGCGAUGAGGGAUAAUCUCAAACUCUCGCGACGAACAGCCAGCGCCGCUAACCACGAGCUGGAAGGAUGGUGUAGCACAGCUAACGGAGGACUUACUACUUUCAUUCGGCACACGAUACAAGGCUUUGUGACGUGGAGUGUCCACCCGGGUCUUAAUGUGAUGCCGACUUCAUAUACGCACCGCCAGAUUAUUUUCGCCCUCAAAAUGCACGGGGCGAGACGUUUCCUUUACACCCUCCUAGAAGAAGUCAAACUGCAGGGAGAAGCUGGCAACGAUAGCAUCGCACAUGAUGUCGCUACUGCUCUCAUAUGCGCCCCCGACGUAACUAACCUACCGCCACCACCCGAAGCGGCGCUGAUGAUGGAUCCAUCAAAUCACAUAGUACCCCCGCAAUUACGCCUUUCACUCCGAGCUGCCCUUAAGGCGGAAGCCGAGGAUUGUAAGAUAAUCCAGAAAUCCGAUCCAGUCAUGGCCGAGAUCAUCGUCCGUCUAUACCGAAAGGUCGAGGCACAAAUGCUUAUGCCACCGCCCCCUGAUCCGAUUAUGCCGAGUGAAUUGGCGAAUCUAGGCUUAGGCGAUAAUGCGGCUGCCCUUGGGGACGCACUAGCGGCCGCCGCCCAAAGCGACGGUUUAGGUGCGGACGAAGCGAGCAUGAGUCUGGAUCUUGGAAGUGGUGGGGGCGAUAUGAGCCAUCUUGGUGGAGGAGAUUCUAGUCAUGGUGGACUUGAUUUCGGGGCUGGUGAUGAUAUGUUUGGGGGGUUGACGGGUGGGGGAAGUAGUGUCGAUUUGCUGGAUAGUUGGGAUUUGACGUAG
Molecule: messenger RNA, 3765 nt
Organism: Hypoxylon trugodes
Lineage: Eukaryota; Fungi; Ascomycota; Sordariomycetes; Xylariales; Hypoxylaceae
Product: Med5-domain-containing protein
Exons: 6
Coding region: 604-3765 (1053 amino acids)
Biological process (GO): regulation of transcription by RNA polymerase II
Cellular component (GO): mediator complex
Molecular function (GO): transcription coregulator activity
Source: RefSeq, a predicted model, not a curated record